GUCCCUUACUUUUUAGAACACUGGACAGACCAUUCUGAAGAUGAUGACAUCACAGACAAAAUGGCUGACACGUUAAGUCAAAAUUCAGUUGAUUCUGCCUCUACUGGCGAUGAAUUUGUCCUUGUCAACUCUGAACCCCGCCUAAAGAUUCCUAAUAACGGAGAUAGCGUUGAGCUAGAGAAAAAUUUGACGGAAGUUUUAGAGGAAACCAAAACCAAGAUGGCUGAUAGUGAGGGAAGUGGCGAUGCUAAUACAAGUAGCGUAGAUUCAGCUGUUGCUAUGGAGACUAUGGAAAAGGACCAAUCAGGCCGAGAAAAAUUUGAUGAUGACCCAGAUGUUAGCGAUGAUGACAGCAGUAAUGAAAGUGAAGAUGAGGCUGAGUUCACAUUAUUCAAUGCGGUGACCUACUUGGGUUCUGCCACAGUGAAUGCACCCAGGAGUGAAGUAGAGAUGAACCGCAAUAUGGCGGAGAUGAACAACCAAUCACACAUGGCCAUACCUGUCGUGUUAUCUGUACCAUCCACUUCAGAUGGCACUGUCAGGCUGAUUGACCCGACAACUAACACAGAUAUAGCCACAUAUAAGAUCCACUACAUUGUGUUUUGUGCACGCGGCCCAAUGAACACCAAAGAGCGAGAGUGCUUUGCUUUCACAUGCAGUCAUGGGGAAACUGCUGAAUCAGCUAUUUUUCAGUGCCAUGUCUUCAAGUGUCAAAGACCAGAAGCUGUUGCCAAGAUAAUCUAUACAUUUGCUAACGCAUUCAGAAAGGUUCGGAAACGGUCAAACAAGGAAGUAGAAAGCGAGAAAUAUUCUGGAAAUUACUUCAGAUUUGACACAGCAUUAGAGUUCAAAGAGGAAGACAGCAAGGGAGGAUUUGCAACAUGUCCGAAAGACAAGAAUGUCUUCAAGUUUAGAUGCAAUCUGGAGAAAAAGAUGGGAAUCUCAGUACAGCAGAUGGCCAAUAGAGAGUUGAAGAUAGAAAGGUGCUUUGGUCUGUUAAUUUGUCAUGGGAGAAGCGUAAAACAGAAUGACCUGCAUUUAAUAGACAUGCUAUCUAUGGGUUACUCUCCUGAUGGUAAAACCUACAAUAUCCUAGGAACCUGGGACCCAACUGACCCACACUUCCAGAUACUGAACAAUGAGACACCCAAAGACACGCGGGUGUUCCUCACGAUAGCAGUAGAUCUAGUCAUAGAAGGAAUUCAAGAGCCAGUAAGGUUGCUAAUAGAAACCAAGGCAAAGAUAUAUCCACAGAAUGAGAAGUUUUGGUACUUCACAAAGAAACCACACAAGGAACAGUUUUAUCUAACACUAAAAGAGAUUGAAUCCAAGCCUGAUACAGCUAAGAAGUUUGAAGUCCAAAGUGUAGAAAGUCAUACAGAAAUGGAGCGUAAAUCUAAACUAACGCUGACCUUAUCACCAAAUCGUAUCCCACCAGAACAAAUCAAGACUCCCCAAGAACUCAGUGAGGGUAAUGACCUAAAUGACUCAGAUGGUGAUGAACCUCUGCUGAGUGGAUCUGGUAUUGUCAGCAAAGAUAUUACUGAUGAGUUCCUCCUUGACAAAUGGCGAGAGGCUCUCGAGAAGUGGCAGAGUGACUUAUCUACCCGACCUAAGACUGUCCCUGCCCUUGUACGUAAGGGCAUCCCUGAGGCACUAAGGGGGGAGGUGUGGCAGCUACUUGUGGGGGCACAGCAGAGUGAGGAGAUGAUGGAGGCAUAUAGGAUACUCAUUACAAAGGAUUCUCCGUGUGAGAAGGUCAUAGAGAGAGAUAUCAACCGCACAUUCCCAGCACAUGAUUUCUUCCGUGAGACUGGUGGUAUGGGGCAGGAUUCACUCUUUAAAAUAAGCAAGGCGUAUUCAGUGUAUGAUGAAGAGGUGGGCUAUUGUCAAGGUCUCUCCUUUCUAGCUGCUUCCUUGUUACUACAUAUGCCAGAGGAGCAAGCGUUUGCAGUUCUUGUUAAAUUGAUGUUUGAAUACAAGCUGAGGCAUUUGUUUAAAACAGGUUUUGAGACACUACAUCUGAACUUCUAUCAGCUUGAUCGUUUAAUACAGGACAGGAUUCCUGAGUUGUUUGAUCACUUCAUGGAUAUAGGCCUAGAGUCCCACAUGUACGCAUCACAAUGGUUCCUGACUCUCUUCACUGCCAAGUUCCCCCUAUUCAUGGUGUUCCAUAUUCUUGAUAUAUUCUUCUUAGAGGGGAAAGAUACCAUAUUCAACAUUUCAUUAGCUUUGUUGAAGAUGUCAAAGAAAGAGCUUUUGAGUUCCGACUUUGAAGGUGUCCUUAAAUACUUCCGUGUGACACUACCCAAGAAAUACCGCAACCCUGACUUAGCAGCUGAGCUUAUUCAGACAGCUUUGAGCAUGAAGGUGAGCCACAAGAAGUUGAGAAAAUAUGAGAAAGAGUAUGAUACGAUGAAAGAACAAGAACUUCAACAGGAGGACCCUGUGGAGAGAUAUGAGAGAGAGAACAAGAGACUCCUGGAGGCCAAUAUGAGACUAGAACAAGAGAAUGAUGACCUGGCACAUGAACUGGUCACCAGUAAGAUAGCCCUGAGGAAUGACUUAGAUACAACAGAGGAUCAGUGUGAAUAUCUCAACAAAGAGCUGGUAACGUCACAAUCUAUGCUCCUUGAUAUUGAGGAAGAAAAGAAAAGAUUUGAAUCUGAAUCUGUUCAACUCAAGGAAGUAUGUAGGCGGGAACUGGAAAGGGCAGAAACCGAGGCAGCAAGAAACAGUGCAAUCAUUGCAGAUUACAAACAGAUUUGUUCGCAGUUGAGUGAGAGACUUGAAAAACAGCAGACGGCAUCCAAGGAAGAUGUACAGAGAAUAAAGGUGCAAGUGUCAAAGUGUGAAAAGUGUUCCCAGCUUUUCAGCCCUGAUGGUGCCAUCAAAGAUAUUAAACUUCCACCAGAAACCCCAGCUAGUCCUAGUCUAACGGAAGCCUUAGCUACUGUGCGGGAACUAGAACUUGAACUAGCACAAACAAAACUUGCGUUGGUUGAAUCUGAGUGUAAAAAUCAAGACUUAACACACCAGCUUAAUGCAGCAAUCAGUGAAAUCCAAACAUCGAAAAACACAUGGUUUACAAAAACGUUGAAUUCUAUCAAAGAUUCUCGAACAAAGAAAGACCCGAAAGAUUGAUAGCAGUGAAAAUAUGCUAGAAAGAUGGAAAGGAAUAGUUCAGUAACAAAAUGAACCAAAGAUGGAAUGUUUUGAAAUGAUUCAACAAGCAUGAUACCACCGAAAAUGUGGAUUAUCGUAUAUCUCAGAAGUGUUGCAAUAUAGGAUCAGUUCAAAACCAUGCGUUGCUGCUAUUCAUGAUCGGACCCAGACGCAUGUGUUGGGCGAAUACUGAUGAAUCCAGUCCACCUAUAUGUGCUUAUAAUCACCAUACUUGGAUUGUAUAGCAAUGUCUUUUGCCCAUUGUGCUUAGCUUAAAUAUUCAUGAUCGAGUCUGGCAAGGAAUGAUCUUAUACCUUGUAUAUCAUAAUUUCUGCUAUAGCUGUGCUGAUACCUUUCUCAGUGGAGAAAUAAUUGAUCUUUAAAUGUCUCCUUAGCAUAUAGAAAAUGAGAUGCUUGUACUGAUGAGGAUACUAAAUUAUGCUGAUGUGAUCAUUGUUGCAAUAAUCUGAUGUCUUAUGGCCUCUUAUGAGCCUGGAGGGAAGUGUAAUUCCAAAACAUCCACUUUGACAAUACCACUCAUGUUCCGAUAAAAAAAAUCAGUGAAAAAUAGAAUCAUCAAAGUUUAAAGAAUCUGAUUUGAAUUUAACACUCUAAAUUGUAUAGAAAUACUGAAAGAUCAAAGAAUUUGUGCAGGAUAAGCAUGAUAACUUAUGUUUGUAUACAACCAAAGACAUAUAACAAUUCUAUAACCACAGCUAUAUGUGCUAUGUAGAAAACAUGUAAAAUCAAAUAAAAUGGCUAUUUCAUUUUUAAACCAAUUUUUAGUAGGAAUAUUUGAAUAAUGAAAUAGCCUAAAUGUAAAAUAAUCAUGUACAUUGUACAGUGUUGAAAUGAAUAUCAUAAACAUGCAUCAACAUUCUAUAGAUGUGUUCUUAUACUACAUAUAAUGAUUAUGAAAAUACAUACUAUACCAGGCCCAUCCUAAGAAUUUCCCAAGGGAAGGGGAGACUUGUGUAUGGAUGGGUUGUGUCAC
Molecule: messenger RNA, 4159 nt
Organism: Owenia fusiformis
Lineage: Eukaryota; Metazoa; Annelida; Polychaeta; Sabellida; Oweniidae
Source: the annotation of a GenBank genome assembly